Adineta ricciae is the source of this 696-nucleotide messenger RNA. The record is from the annotation of a GenBank genome assembly. Lineage: Eukaryota; Metazoa; Rotifera; Eurotatoria; Adinetida; Adinetidae.
AUGAAGCCAAGCAAAAUUAUAUAUUGUUUAACAAAUAUUAUGAAUAUCAAUUUGAAUGAUGAUUCAUUAAAUGAACCUUCUCAAGAGGAACGUGAAGUUGCUGAACAUCUAGCUGAAGUCAUUAUCUCAAUAUGUAAUCCCAGACGACUUAAAUAUGAAGACGAAUUAACAUUAGAUAUUUAUUGUAAACAAUAUAGCAAUGGAAAUGGUGAAAAAGAAGAAGAAGAAGAAGAAGAAUCUAGUGAAUCAGAAAGUAGAAGCGACUAUGAAGUAGAAGAUGAUCUAAAGAAAGAACAACAUGACUUAUCAAACUUUCCGCUUGAAUUCAUGCAACGUGUGCUGGAUUAUGCUUAUGAUGAAGAUAAAUCAGGAAAACGUCGUCGAACUUGGAAACCAGUUAAACAUCGAUUUCGAACUCUACCAAAUGAAAAUUAUGUUAGCAGAUUUAAAAAAUAUCUAGAAAACAGUGGAACAAGACGACAAAAACUACAAGAAAUCGAUAAAUCUGUUUAUCAAAAAUUAGUUUAUGCACGUGAACAAUAUCUUCCAGUCCAUGAUAUUGAUAUUCAAUGUUGGGCUCUUAAAAGUGCAAGAGAAGUUGGUUGCAAUGAUUUUCAAGCAUCUGACAGUUGGAUUCACAACUUCAAAGCUAGACAUAGCAUAUGCUCUCGUAGAAUAACAAAUAUCAUUAACUAA